AUCCUCACCUGCUAGAUCGUCCCAGCCGGCAGACCAUAAUCAACAAAGUGCGACUGCAAUUAGUACUGGCGCGUCAAGAGAAGAAAGAAUUUUAUUGGUGGAUCCUAAGCCUAAGAAAGGAAAUGUUUCUCAAUUCUUUGAUGUAGUAGAGAAGUUGAUAGUCAAGCUCAUGCAUGAUUCAGCACAGCCUAGCCAAUACUUGUCUGGGCUUUUUGAACCGUUGAGUGAAGAAACCCCGCCUCAAACAAAUCUCAUUGUUAAAGGAUACCUUCCGGAAGGAUUGAACGGAGAGUUGCUAAUGAUUGGUCCAAAUCCUAAGUUUAUGCCUGUGGCUGGCUAUCACUGGUACGACGGAGACGGAAUGGUUCAUGGGCUGCGCAUUAAAGAUGGAAAAGCAACAUAUGUUUCACGCUAUGUAAGGACAUCUCGUCUUAAACAGGAAGAAUACUUUGGUGAAGCGAAAUUUCUUAAGAUUGGAGAUCUUGAGGGACCAUUUGGAUUGUUCACGGGUAGCAUGCAUUUUCUUCGAUCCAUAUUUAAAGUAUUGGAUGUUUCAUAUGGAUGGGGAACAAGUAAUACUAAUCUCACAUAUCACCAUGGAGAGCUUUUGGCUCUCGGAGAAAAUGAUAAGCCUUAUGUUCUAAGUAUUUUGGAAGACGGAGAUUUGCAGACGGUUGGAAUGCUAGAUUAUGGCAGACGAUUAGAACAUCCCUUUAGUGCACAUCCAAAGAUUGAUUCGUUUACUGGCGAGAUGUUUACCUUUGGGUGUCAACUCACACCACCUUAUUGUACAUAUCGGGUCAUUUCUAAAGAUGGUUUCAUGCAUGAUUCUGUGUCAAUUACAUUAUCAGAGCCUACCAUGAUGCAUGACUUUGCCAUUACGAAAAACUUCGCGAUUUUCAUGGAUUUACCUCUGAAAUUUCGACCAAAGAAUUUGGUGACACGAGAGCAAUUUCUCGCAUUCGAUGCAACUAAGAAAGCUCGCUUUGGUAUUCUUCCUCGAUAUUCUACCGAUGAAAAUAAUAUGAGAUGGUUCGAACUUCCUAACUGUUUUAUAUUCCAUACCGCCAAUGCAUGGGAGGACGGUGACCAAGUAGUUCUGAUUACUUGUCGCCUUGAGAAUACAAAUUCGAUGAGCAUCGCCUACUUAAUUGCAAACCCGUUCGACUACAAAAGCGAAUUGUAUGAGAUGAGAUUCAACAUGAAAAAUGGUUUAGCUUCACAGAAAAAACUGUCAGUAUCUUCUGUAGAAUUUCCCCGGGUUAAUGACAUUUACAUUGGCAGGAAACAAAGGUUUGUGUAUACUACUAUGAUUGGUAAACGGGGAGGGAUCAUUAAGUUUGAUAUGCAUGCUGAACCAUUAUUGGAAAGGCAAAAUUUUGAGGUAGGGGGAAAUAUUGAAGGUAUCUUUAACUUGGAACCUGGAAAGUUUUGUGGCGACACCGUAUUUGUUUCUCGUGAGCCAGGAGUAACAUCUGAAGAAGAUGAUGGAUAUUUAAUAUUCUUCGUAUAUGAUGAGAACACUGGAAAAUCUGUAGUGAAUCUAAUUGAUGCCAAAACAAUGUCAUCCGAUCCGGUUGCAGUUGUAGAGCUACCCCACGUUCCCUUCGGAUUUCAUUCAUUCUUUGCAACAGAGGAGCAACUCCAGGCACAAAGUUUUGAACCUGAAAUACUCCAGGGAUAA
Molecule: messenger RNA, 1684 nt
Organism: Papaver somniferum (opium poppy)
Lineage: Eukaryota; Viridiplantae; Streptophyta; Magnoliopsida; Ranunculales; Papaveraceae
Product: carotenoid 9,10(9',10')-cleavage dioxygenase 1-like
Exons: 14
Coding region: 170-1684 (504 amino acids)
Biological process (GO): carotene catabolic process
Cellular component (GO): chloroplast stroma
Molecular function (GO): carotenoid dioxygenase activity
Source: RefSeq, a predicted model, not a curated record